Alnus glutinosa is the source of this 3813-nucleotide messenger RNA. RefSeq names its product disease resistance protein RUN1-like. The record is from RefSeq and is a predicted model, not a curated record. Gene Ontology annotation, molecular function: ADP binding. The transcript is spliced from 6 exons. NCBI's taxonomy places the organism in Eukaryota, Viridiplantae, Streptophyta, Magnoliopsida, Fagales, Betulaceae. Gene Ontology annotation, biological process: defense response; signal transduction. Bases 163 to 3813 code for a protein of 1216 amino acids.
CUCUUUUUGUUUUCCUCAUCAAUUUCCACCUUAACGGGAUAAAUCCUUCCAAACACUUGCAUUCAUUUUACAUUAAAAUUCCUUCAAAUAAAUGACCUGCAGGAUAAAAAAUCAAGUCUUUGGGAGUUGAUUUUCCAAUUCUCACUAUCUCCCCCUUGGGGCAUGGCUGUCGGAACAUCGAGAUCUCCUGAACCCUUCUUCUCUUCAUCUUCUUCCUCCCAUUCCAACUGGAUUUACGAUGUGUUCUUGUGUUUUAGAGGUGAAGAUACGCGUAAGAACUUCACCGACCAUCUCUACUUUGCUUUGAGAGAUUUUGGAAUUAAAAUCUUCAAAGAUGACCAUGAGCUUCGAAGAGGAGAAUAUCUUGCAUUUGAACUAUUACGGGCAAUAAAAGGAUCCAGAAUCUCUAUCAUUGUUUUUUCAAGGAACUAUGCAGCUUCGAGGUGGUGCCUGGAGGAACUUGUGGAGAUCAUGGAGUGCCGAAGAAGUAUGACACAACUGGUUCUGCCUAUAUUCUAUGAUGUUGAACCCUCGGAUGUGAGAAACCAAACGGGUAGUUUUGCAGAAGCAUUCGCAAAACAUGAAGAGCAUUACUUGUUGGACAUGGACAAAGUUCUUAGGUGGAGACGAGCUCUGUGUGAGGCUGCUAAUUUGUCAGGAUGGGAUCUAAAAAAAACUGCAAACGUGCAUGAAGCAAAGUUUAUCAGAAAAAUUGUUAGAGAGAUUACAAGAGAAUUGAACAGCAAGCACUUGUUUAUAGCACUCUACCCAGUUGGAGUAGAUUCGCGUGUUCAAGACAUAACUUCUUUGUUAAAUGUCGGAGCUAACGAUGUUUGCCUGGUAGGAAUCUUGGGUAUGGGCGGAAUUGGAAAAACAACCAUUGCUAAAGCUAUUUAUAACCAAUAUUUCCAUGGAUUUGAAGGUAAAAGUUUCCUUGCAAAUGUUAGGGAAACUUCCAAGGAACCUAGGGGCCAAGUUCAUCUCCAAAAACAACUUCUUUCUGACAUCUUGAAGACAAGCGAGAUAAAGAUAAGUAGUGUAGACAGAGGAAUUAAUAUGAUUAAAGAAAGACUUUGUAAUAAAGCAAUACUUGUGAUACUUGAUGAUGUAGACCAUAUGGAGCAACUGAAUGCCAUAUGUAGAAAGCGUGAUUGGUUUGGUUUGAGAAGUAGAAUUAUUAUAACAACAAGAGAUGAGCACUUGCUAAAGGAGCUAGAAGUGGAUAACGUAUAUACAGUUUCAACAAUGAAUGAUAGUGAAUCUCUUGAGCUCUUUAGUUGGCAUGCCUUUAGGAAUAGCUAUCCUACUAAAGAUUAUACUGAUUUGUCAAGAAGUGUCAUUGCUUAUUGUGGAGGAUUGCCACUAGCUCUUGAAGUUUUGGGCUCAUUCCUUUUCUCUAGGAGCAUGCUAGAAUGGAAAAGUGCAUUAGAUAAAUUGAAGAGGAUUCCUCAUGAGCAAAUUCAAAAUAAACUUAGAAUAAGUUUCGACGGACUAAGCGACAAUACUGAAAAGGAUAUAUUCAUUGACAUCGCAUGUUUCUUCAUCGGAAUGGACACAAACUAUGUUGUAAAAAUAUUGGAUGGUUGUGGUUUUUUUCCAAAGAUUGGAAUUAGUGUUCUCAUUCAGCGGUGUCUUCUUAAAGUUAGUGGGAGAAACACUUUUACCAUGCAUGAUUUGCUGCGAGACAUGGGAAGAGAAAUGGUUCGUGAAAAACACCCAAACGAACCUGGGAAAUGGAGUAGAUUAUGGCGGCAUGAGGAUGCAUUUGAUAUAUUGAUAUUUUUACGGGGAACAAAUGUAGUUGAAGGACUUACUUUAGAAUUGCCAAGUCUAAGUAAGGUGAAUUUCAAUUCAAGAGCAUUUAGAAAGAUGCAGAGAUUAAGAUUAUUCCAACUUGAUCACGUACGAUUCACUGGAGACUAUAAAUAUCUUUCCAAAGAAUUAAGGUGGAUUCGCUGGCAUGGAUUCACUCUAAAGUUUAUGCCAAAUGACUUUUAUCCAAAAAACAUAGUUGUGUUGGACUUACAAUAUAGCAAUCUCAAAAGAGUAUGGAAAGUUCCUAAGCAGUUGCUUGAGAAGAUGAAAAUUCUAAAUCUUAGUCACUCUCAUUAUCUGAGGCAGACCCCUGACUUUUCAAAACUCCCCAAUCUUGAGGAAUUAAUAUUCGAGGAUUGUACGAGUUUGUUUGAGGUUCACCACUCCAUUGGAGAUCUUAGUAAUCUUGUUUUGGUGAAUUUGAAAGAUUGCAAAUUUCUUAAAAGUUUGCCAAGGAAUUUCUAUAAGUUGAAGUCUUUAGAAACUCUUAUUCUUUCUAGGUGUUCUAAAAUAGACAAUUUGGCUGACAACUUGGGGGAGAUGGAAUCAUUGACAAUUCUUCUUGUGGACAAAACUGCUAUAAGGCAAGUGCCUUUUAGUAUAGUGCAAUUGAAGAACCUCAAAUAUUUAUCUCUAUAUGGAUGUAAAGGAUCAUUGUCCAAGCCAUUGCCUUCACUCUUUUGGUCCAGGAUAUCACCAAGGAAAAGGCCCAAGUCAGUCAAUCUACUGCCAACUGUGCUACAAGGCUUGAACUCACUAACACACUUAUGUCUCUGGGAUUGCAAUUUAUCAAACAACGCAAUUCCUAUAGAUCUUUGGAAUUUAUGUUCUCUUCAAAUUUUAGAUUUAAGAUGCAAUCAUUUUGAAAGCCUAUCCGCACGCUUAGGCGGUCUUUCGAAGCUUCAAGAUCUCAAAUUGGAUUGCUGCAAAAACCUUAAAUCAAUUCCAAAUUUACCCGCAAGCUUGGUUUUUUUACAUGCAAAACACUGCACUGCGCUGGAAAGAAUGCCGGAUCUAUCAAAGCUCUCAAAGAUGAACGGUUUGUACCUUAUUAACUGCCACAAAUUAGUCGAAAUUCCAGGUCUGGAUAAGCGGUCAAAUCCCAUUGUGUCUGUUCUUUUGGGAGGGUGCAUAAAUCUGACAAAUACUUUUAAGCAAAACUUAAUACAGAAAUGGGCUACAUGUAGAGUUGGUAGUGUGUCUGGCAUUUUCUUCCCUGGCAAUCAAAUUCCCGAUCGGUUCACCUAUCAGUGUGAGGGGCCUUCAGUACAUUUUGAAGUACCUAUUAUUGAUUCCAUAUUGAAAGAGUUUGGUGUAUGCGUUUUCACUUCAGUACCUGUUUUGGUAUUAUCUUCAUAUAGAAUUAGCAUGUCAUUUAUCAACCAUACCAAGAAUACUAUUCUGACCAAUCUGGCAGAAGUAUCCGGUGGCCCAUUCCCUCUUGGAGAUCACUUAUUUCUAUGCAAUAUUGUUCUUACCAAUGAUUUUGAGGGUGGUGAUGAAGCGGAGGUUGUUUUUGGAUGGGAAUAUGAUCAAGUCACUGCUAAGAAGAUAGGGGUGCAUCUAGUAUAUGAAGGGGUUGUUGAUGAAGAAAUUAUUCAUUACGCCUCUACAUCUAAUGAGGAUGCCAAUAACAAUAGACAAAACGGACACUCUAGUAUGAGAAAAGCGAGAUCUCCAAAUAAAAUGAAGGAUGCACAAAUUUUGCUUCUAGAGAAAAAGCUCAAAAAUCUUACUAAAGAGGAAAAUGACUUUUUGCUUCUUGGUUUGUUCAACGGGAUAAAACUGAAGCAAAACGAGUUCAUCACUCUGACGGGUGAUUGGUGCAUAACAAUUGUACAACUGUUGUGCACUAGAAUAGAGAUAUGGGGUGGAUCUCACGUAGGAUCUAUGUGGUGGAAUUCACUAUAUAAGACCCACUUCAUGUCUUUAAGACCUUGCACAAUAGCUGCACAACUGUUGGCCUUGUUUGAUAAAAAUGGAAACGGAACAGACUAG